AUGUGUUCUCAAUCAGUAAGUGGAUCAAGUCUUUUGUCUGGUUAUGACGAAGAUGAUGCUCGUGAAACAAGUGGACGAUCACGACGUGAAUUUGAUCAAAUCGAUAGUGUACUAUAUGGUGAAGAAUUACCUAAACGUUCAUCUAUUAAAAAAAUUUGUGAAGAAUGGUCAAGUAAACCACAUUUUCGAGUUCGUGGUUCUAAAUGUCCUAUUGAUCGACAACAAGAUAUAAAUAGAUAUGAUACAACAGCAAAUUCAUCAUUAUUAUUUGAACAAUCAUCGACUAAUCUUAAAAUGUCUAGUAUCAAUUUCAAUGAAAUUAAUGUUCUUGGUGAUGAUAUCACGUCUGGUCGUUCAUCGAUUGAUUCGAUUGAAGGUUCAGAGUUAACUAAUAAUUCUGAAUUAGAAGAUGAUGAUGAUCUCGAUGAUGCUGAUGCAACAAAUACUUGUUUAGGUGAUCGUUUUAGUAAUGGUGCUAUUGAUCCAUUUGAUACAGAUGAGGAUGAUGAUGAUGAUGACAAUGGUGAUUGUUCAUCAAAUUUAUCAAGACGUGGUCGUACAAAACAUCCUCAAGAUUCAAUUAAAUGUUUAAAAGAUAGUAUAAUUAUUUCAUUAGCUUCUUCCUUAUUUCAACACUUCCUCAAUGAUCAACAAUUCUUAUUACAACGAUAUACUAAAGAAGUUUGUGCAAAAAAUUCUAUUGUACUACGUCGAAAAUUAAGACCGUCGUCAUUACCUCCACGUUCUUUAUCACAAAAUCGUUUAUCAUUACAGAUAGGAUCAUCAACAAAUACUUCCUUACAACAACAAUCAUAUCAAAUGAGUAUUGCAUCAUUACCAUUUCGUUCGACACCUGAACCAAAUAUAAAAUUAAAUAGUUUAUUACGUGUAACACCUUUACGUACAACGAAUCCUAUUCCUAUUACAAGUAAUUUAAAUUCACCGAGAAAAUCUCAAGUAUCAGCAUUACAAAUGGAAAGAACUUCCACAUCGGUAACAUUAGAAAAACGAAAUCAACAACAACAGCAACAACAGAUAUCAUUAGUUGGUACAGCUGUUGGUAAUCUUUCACUUCAAAUAAGUUUAUCCACAUCACAACCAUCUCAAACUCAAAUAUUACGACAACCUCAAUCAAUGUGGCGUUAUCGUUCAGCAACAACUCUUAAUUCUAAUAUACAAAAUUCUGAACCAAUAACACGUUUACCACCAAUUACUAUUGAACGUUUAAUGGGUAAUGAACAAUUAAUGAAUAAUCGUUCGAAUACAAUAACUGCAGCAAUUGUUGAUUCAAUGCCACCAGCAACAAGAGCAGUUAGUGGAGCAAGUACUGGAUCAAAUGCUUCUGCAACAGUUAAAGCACGAACAUCUGCUAAUCUUAGCAAAAUUCAAAGAACAUCAAGACCACUUACAAUAGCUUCUAGUAAAGAAUUAAAUAAUUUUACAUUAACAAGUCCAACUCGUUCAAUAACAACAACGACUAUUCCAUCGACAGCAUUAAGAACAACUGCUAUUGGAAGAACUCAUCAACAACAACAAAAAAGACCUUUAUUAACAACUAAACCACCAGCACCUCCACCAUCAACAGGUACAAUUAAAGUAUCUGCUACACGUAUUUGUUAA
This is a messenger RNA of Adineta steineri, 1620 nucleotides long. The record is from the annotation of a GenBank genome assembly. Lineage: Eukaryota; Metazoa; Rotifera; Eurotatoria; Adinetida; Adinetidae.